AUGACUCCGAAGUUUGAUUUUGUCGAUUGGUGGAGCAAGGAGCAGCAUCGAGGGACUCCGGUGGUGGUUAAGAUGGAGAACUCGAAGUAUUCUCUUCUGGAAAUUGAGAGCCCUACGAAGUCCAAAUUUGAGGACCACCAAAACAAAGGGAAGCAAGGGAAUGCCAAGCAACUGACGUGGGUGCUUCUUCUUAAAGCCCACAAGGCGGCGGGUUGUGUCGCUUGGGUGGCAUCAGGAGUAAUGUUGUUGCUUGCCGCGAUCAAAACACGUCUCAUUCUUGGCCAAGGGGUGGCUCAGCAAGACAAAAGCAAAGGAAAAUUGUUUAAGGCCAUCACAGCUUUUUUAAUGUUUGCUGUGCUGAUGUUGUGUAUGGAAGUGGGAGCUCAUGCUUUGAGUUGGCACUUCACAACGCCACACUGGCCUUCUUCUAUUGGUAUUCGGGACAUCCCCCACGCCGUUUAUGUUGGGUGGAUGUACUCUCGUGCCAAUUACAUUGCUCCUGCGCUGCAAAAGUUGACGAACUUCUGCAUCGGGUUGUUCCUCAUCCAGUCCGUGGAUCGAAUUGUAUUGUUUUUGGGCUGUGUGUAUAUCAAGUGGAAGAAGAUUAGACCUGUUCCGGUUAAUCCAUCCCUGGAGUCUGACGACGCCGAGAAUCCCGACGGCGGCCACCCCAUGGUUCUUGUACAGAUUCCGAUGUGUAACGAGCGCGAGGUAUAUGAACAAUCCAUAGCCGCCGUUUGUCAGCUUGACUGGCCACAAUCUCGCAUACUCAUUCAGGUUUUGGACGAUUCUUCGGAUGUAGAGACACGCUUUCUGAUAAAAGGCGAAGUGAAUAAGUGGCAGCAGAAGGGAGCAAACAUAAAAUACAGACACCGGCCUGACCGCACAGGAUACAAGGCUGGCAACAUGAAGUCAGCCAUGCAGUGUGAUUACGUAAAGAAUUACGAAUUUGUCGCUAUUUUUGAUGCAGACUUUCAGCCCAAGCCAGACUUCCUGAAACGCACAGUUCCUCACUUUAGGGACAAUCCAGAGCUGGCGCUUGUGCAAGCUCGGUGGUCAUUCGUCAACACGGAUGAAAAUCUUCUCACACGCCUUCAGAACAUUAAUCUAUCUUUCCACUUUGAAGUGGAGCAGCAAGUGAAUGGUGCUUUCAUCAACUUCUUCGGAUUUAAUGGCACGGCAGGAGUAUGGAGGAUCAAAGCACUUGAGGAGUCGGGUGGGUGGCUGGAACGGACUACUGUGGAGGACAUGGAUAUUGCUGUUCGAGCUCACUUGCAGGGCUGGAAGUUUAUUUUCUUAAACGACGUUCGGUGUCUCUGUGAAGUACCGGAGUCAUAUGAAGCCUAUCGCAAGCAGCAACACCGGUGGCACUCCGGACCUAUGCAACUAUUUCGCCUUUGUCUUCCAGACAUCAUUCGAGCCAAGAUCACGUGGAUGAAGAAAGCAAACAUGAUCUUUUUGUUUUUCCUUCUCAGGAAGCUUAUUUUGCCAUUUUAUUCAUUCACACUCUUCUGCAUCAUCCUUCCCAUGACCAUGUUUGUGCCGGAAGCAACUCUACCAAUUUGGGUUGUGUGCUACAUUCCAGCACUCAUGUCGAUUUUAAAUGUGCUGCCGUCACCAAAGUCAUUCCCUUUCCUAGUUCCUUACCUGCUCUUUGAGAAUACCAUGUCGGUGACCAAGUUCAAUGCCAUGAUUUCUGGUCUCUUCCAACUCAGCAGCGCGCAUGAGUGGGUAGUGACCAAAAAGACCGGGCGAGCUUCUGAGGGAGAGCUUUUGAACAUGGAGAAACUAGCAGCAAAGCCUGCUUCGGCUAUUGACAGAGCCAUGUCCGAGUCUAACAUUGAUGCGUUGAAGACAAAUAAUGCAACAAUGAAACCGCUGCUACCUCCUUCAGUUCAAAAUCCUACAGAACUUAAGAAGAAGAAGAACCGGCUGUAUCGAAAGGAGUUAGCACUGGCUUUCUUGCUGCUUACAGCUUCUGCACGAAGCUUGCUUUCUGCGCAGGGAGUUCACUUCUACUUCCUACUCUUUCAAGGUAUAACAUUCUUGGUGGUUGGUCUUGAUCUUAUUGGAGAGCAAGUGAGUUGAUUCUUGUGUGCCACAAGAUCAAGCCGCUCGCUUUGAAGGUCUCUUAAACCUGCUGUUGAUAGAUCGGGCGACUAAAUAUCUAUUUGUUGGAACCCUAGUAAACCUGAGAAAAAAAGGUCUUAAGCCGAUCUGCAUUCUUCUCCACUUGUCUUAAUGGAAUAUCUGAGAGCAGCGAGAUUUGCUAUCUUCGAAUCAACGGUAGUUUUUCUGUUUACUGGUGCGCAUCAACUUCGAGGUUUCAGUGGUAUCAUUGCAAUCAAGUGUUGAGCUGGAGGAAGGUGCUAAGCGCUGGGGGUAACUUAGCAUCCAAGUGCAUGGAGGUUGAAGAGUUUAUCAUCUAGAACUGCAUACUUCUAUGGUUGAGGCAUGAGGCUUGGAAUGUGGGAAAGGAAUUGCUGGUGAUGUAAGGACAGCAGUUCAGGUGUCUCCAGCAGGGGUAUGUCAACCAUCAAUUGCUGUAAACACCUAAUAUUCAUUGUAGUUUGGCCAUUCAUUUAGUCUAUAGUAUUAUUUCUGAUGCCUCCAUUUAGAAGCAGUAGUGGUUGUAAUAAAAAUUGCGCCUUAGGAUUAUGUGAAUAAAUCUUCAGAUCUAUUUGCACAUUACCAUUGGAAUGUGGCGAAGAUUUGCUGAGCAUGUAACGUCAGCCAUUCUGACCCAAAGGUAUUCUGAAUUGGAGGUCAUUUCUUUUACGGCCAUCUGCUUCCUUCGCCAUUUCGUCACACUCUUGUGGCAGUAGAGUAUGUGAAGAGUAUUUUACAACAUCUAGAAGCCAUAGUUUGAUGGAACCUUUAGAAGGAGACUAGAUACCAGCGUUUUUGUUACUUCUUUGCAUUAAUAUGACACGUUUCAGCGACUGAUUUCCAUUA
Physcomitrium patens is the source of this 2955-nucleotide messenger RNA. RefSeq names its product putative xyloglucan glycosyltransferase 9. Gene Ontology annotation, molecular function: glycosyltransferase activity. Lineage: Eukaryota; Viridiplantae; Streptophyta; Bryopsida; Funariales; Funariaceae. Gene Ontology annotation, cellular component: Golgi apparatus. The record is from RefSeq and is a predicted model, not a curated record.